CCUAGAAAGAGAGAGAAAAAUGGUUUCACUGCGGUUUCCAUUCUCGUUUUCUCAACCAGCAGGCGGUCCUCGGAUUCCCCGCCACCGGCGGAGCUCUAAUGGUCAUUUCUUCGCCGCAUUUUCAGCCGCAGCAGCAGCUGCUGGAGCUGCCACUCUCGUCGGCGUCGCAGCCGUCUCUCAGAACCCGAAGCAUCCACUCAUCCAAAACGCAUUGAAUUCGUUCUUCUUCAAUCACUCUUUUCUUUCCCCGUUUGGCUCACUCUCUCUAGCUGACAGCUCUGCUGCCGUCGUCGAAACCAAGACUAGGGUUUCAUUUCCUUCCAUUCUCGGCGAUUCUCUGCGCCUCCUUGGAGUUGGGUUGAGGAAAAAAAGGAUCUUGGGGUUGAAGAACAUCGAUGUCUAUGCAUAUGGUGUUUAUGCUAAUGGGGAUGAAGUAAAAAAGUUUUUAAGUGAGAAAUAUGGAAACCUAUCUGUAUCUGAAAUUAAAGAUAGGAAGGAUUUACAUGAUGAUCUCAUGGAAGCUGACAUAGCCAUGACUAUUAGACUACAAAUUGUCUAUGGUAAAUUGAGCAUCAGGUCCGUGCGUAGUGCUUUUGAAGAGUCUGUUGGGAGCAGACUUCAGAAGUUUGAUGGAUCAAAUAACAAAGAACUACUUCAAAGGUUCACUUCACAAUUCAAAGACGAGUAUAAAAUACCGAAAGGAUCGGUAAUUGAUCUCUCUAGGGAACGGGGCUAUAUACUUCGCACAACAAUUGACGGCAAGGAGGUGGGGAGUAUUCAAAGCAAGCUCCUUUGUAAGUCAAUUUUGGACUUAUACAUUGGUGAGGAUCCGUUUGAUAGACAAGCCAAAGAAGAUGUGAAGGUCAAUGCAGCAUCCCUCCUUGAGAAAUAGAGAAGUCACAAGUGGCCAUCUAAAUUCCCCCAAAGCUUUAGUCUCCAUGUCCCCCAGCAUGUUUUCUUCUGAUCAUAUCAAAUUUCCUAGAGCUUGUUGCAGCUAUGCCUUUUAUAUACUUAAAAAGUUAAAAUCUUCCAGGCUAGACUGAUUUUUUGGAAUCUAAAAAACUUGAUGAGAAUGAUAUGAUGCUCUGGUGCAUUAUGAUGAAAGAGCAAAUGCACUACUUUGUUUACCGAGCGUGUACUAAGCCACUUGGGUUGGAUAGUUGUCUGCUCGACUCUUCUUCAAGUUCUUGGUGUGAUGCACUCCUUAGCAUGAUAUGUAGCCUCUCUAAUACUAAAUUGUUGCAGGUUGGAUCUUAACCUAGAAAACUGGCCUAUCGGGUGAGCAUACAUGUAAACUUUUUAUAUUCGGCUUAAUAUAUCUCCUUUUCUGUCAAUCUGUUUAGUCGGAGCUCCUAAUGUACGUGCCUUGUCUAAUUUUGUUCUGAGCUGUGGUGUUAUGUAGCUUUGAACACAGACAUGUCAAGAAAAGGUCAAACCUUCU
Molecule: messenger RNA, 1441 nt
Organism: Rubroshorea leprosula
Lineage: Eukaryota; Viridiplantae; Streptophyta; Magnoliopsida; Malvales; Dipterocarpaceae
Source: the annotation of a GenBank genome assembly